Molecule: messenger RNA, 207 nt
Organism: Microthlaspi erraticum
Lineage: Eukaryota; Viridiplantae; Streptophyta; Magnoliopsida; Brassicales; Brassicaceae
Source: the annotation of a GenBank genome assembly
AUGGCGUCGAAUCUCCUGAAAGCACUUAUCCGAUCGCAGAUUCUUCCAUCUUCGAGGAGGAACUUUAGUGUUGCUGCCACUCAAAUCGGCAUUCCUACAGACGAUCUAGUCGGCAAUCACACCGCCAAAUGGAUGCAGAUCAGAGUUCAUAGAGGCAUGAUAUCUGCUCGGGAGUUGCUUGAAUUUGACAUUGGACCUAGUUUCUAG